AUGCGAGACAUACAGCUCCUCACUCCGGCCCCCGACUCGGCCCCCGACUUGGCCCCCGACACAAGCCCCGUCACGGCCCCCAACUACUUCCUUGCACGACGCUUACUGGAUCCAAGCCAAGUGGGUCUUUCACACGUCGAACGGUGGUACCUUGAUUUAUUCAAGACGCAUACUUCUAGAAAAUGCACCGGGUCUAUGAUCGAUGACUUCUGGCAGCGACUCGUUCACACGGUCGCCGAGGAGGAACCUGCUGUGCGGCAUGCAGCUAUCGCUUUGAGCUCUAUGCAUUGGCAAUUUAUGGAAGAGUCCGCCGACUCUUUCAAAUCGAAGUCUCUUUCUGUGGCUAAGCCUAGUGGGAAGAAAACCCCAUCUUUCACUCUAGCGCAGUGCACCAAGACCCUUGUUUCUCUACGACAGAGACUAACGAAGGGAGAUACAUAUACCACAAGCAGCUCGCAUAGAGAGGCGGUUCUUGUUGCAUGUAUUAUGUUAGUGUCGCUGUCUCUCUUCCAAGGCGAUGUUAAAGCCGUGACCUCGCACCUACGGUCCGGUUAUAGUGUCCUUAUGGAAUGGCAGAAGGUCAAUUUCGACGGGAAUCCCUCGGGGCUGGUCCUAAUGCGCGCAUUUUCAGAUCUACAGCUACACCGGAUUACAUUCUCCCAACCACAGCAUGAUAUAGAAUCAGAAGCAGACGAUUUACCGCUCUGGCAGGCGAUUACCGUAUGCCGGCCUGUACAUGGGUAUUCGGCAAUGUCUGAAAGUGAUUUUGCGAUUGUCCUUGGAGCAACUAUCACGGCGAAUUAUCCACUGGGAUUCCAACACCGCAUAGGAUCUAGUUUACGGGGGUUGAACACUGCCCUUGCCGAUCUACUCUAUCAGAAUAGGGCAGAAAAGUCGCUUAUAGAGAGAUUACUGAACUGGAAGCGCGAGUUCCAUGCUUUCAUCUCGGUACAUAGGGAUACCUUAUGGCCACAAGACCGCGGCCCGAUAAUACUGAUCGAGCUAUGGACUAUGGCCAGUGACAUAAUACUUGCUUGUCUUAAGAAUCCCCUGGAUGAGAUGUCUUAUGACUCCUCUUUGCCCCUAUUCCAGCGGAUGAACGAGUUGGCGGCGCUUUACUUGAGCUUGGCGGAGCAAGCUUCGAUGUUCUCCACUAAACCUAUGCUUCUACAAAUCCUGCAUUUCAAUGCCACUAAAUGCCGCGACUGGCAUACGCGUCGGGAGACAUUACGCCUAGUGCGUAACUCCCAACGGCGAGAAGGGUUCUGGACGUCUGAUCAUUUCGUCGCUAUGUUAGAAUACGUUAUCAAACAGGAGUCUGCUGGUUUGACGCCUAAUGAUGUGAUUCCGCGUGCAGCUCGUAUUGAUCUUCUGCAUCUCAGUCCUUUGGAUCAGAGCAAGUUCAGUGUAUGGUAUCAUCGACCUUACACCCCCGAGGAGGUUGUCGAUGGUGCUGAUAUCCAUGGAAAAUGGACAAACGUGGUGCUAUCAGCUUAA
Molecule: messenger RNA, 1497 nt
Organism: Penicillium samsonianum
Lineage: Eukaryota; Fungi; Ascomycota; Eurotiomycetes; Eurotiales; Aspergillaceae
Exons: 1
Coding region: 1-1497 (498 amino acids)
Source: RefSeq, a predicted model, not a curated record